AUGCCCGCCAUCCAACCACCCGCAACAGUUCUUGUCACUGGCGUCUCCGGAUUCAAUGGCUCGUGGAUCGCCCGCGCCGUCCUCGAGGCAGGGUACGUCGUCCGCGGCACAGUCAGGUCUGACCACAAGGGUCAGUACCUCGCCAUGCUCUUCAAAUCACACGGCAGUCGAUUCUCGUACCGCGUCAUCCCAGACGCGUCCAAGCCCGGUGCGUUCGACAAUGCUCUCGACAGCUCCGUCAGCGCCGUUGUUCAUGCGGCAGGCUUGGCGCAGUUCAUGGGAGUGGAGUCUUCGGAGCUUACUGGCAGCAAUAUCGACAGCGUCGUGCACUUUUUGCAGAGCAUACUCGAGCAUGGCAAGAACGUGAAGCGCUUUGUGUACAUGUCCUCGGCACAGGCACUGCUCGGCCAUGCAGACCUCUUUCACGUAUACUCAGAGGAAGAGUGGAAUGACAAGGCGGUCGCUGAAUUCAGUGAGAAAGGUAGCGCGACCGAUGGCACCACAUUAUACCAAGCUAGCAAGGUUCUCGCUGAACGAGCGAUUAUUAACUUUGUCGAGGAACAUCGGGACGAGAUAGGCUGGGACGCGACCCGGAUCCUCCCUUGCUGGACCUUCGGCCCUGUCAUUCACGAGUGCAAGUCCCUCGAGGAGCUGAACUUCUCUUCGCAGCUGCUGUACCAGUACCUCACGGCACCGCGGGAGGCAAAAAAGGUGAACGACUACGCAUCAGAGUACGUCGACGUGCGCGACGUCGCCGAUGCCUUCGUAGCCGCGCUCCGUGUGGAGGGGGCCGGCGGCGAACGCUUCAUCCUUGACGCAGGGGCAUUCACAUUCCAAAAUCUCUACGACGCAUUCAAGGAGCGAGCGCCCGGGCUCGAGGGCAUCCAGCGCGGAAAUGCAGACGCGCCCAAGUUCAGCUUCCCCGGCGGAUUCUGUACAUCGGCCAAGGCACAGAAGGUUCUUCAGCUGAAGCCUUUCAAGAGCCUCGGAGAGUGCGCAGUUGACAUGUACAAGAGUAUCCGCGAGCGUGGUCUCUGA
Phanerochaete carnosa HHB-10118-sp is the source of this 1038-nucleotide messenger RNA. RefSeq lists its product as uncharacterized. The transcript has 10 exons. The record is from RefSeq and is a predicted model, not a curated record. Bases 1 to 1038 code for a protein of 345 amino acids. Gene Ontology annotation, molecular function: oxidoreductase activity, acting on the CH-OH group of donors, NAD or NADP as acceptor. Lineage: Eukaryota; Fungi; Basidiomycota; Agaricomycetes; Polyporales; Phanerochaetaceae.